CCAAUCUCUUCAACAAAAGGAUGGGUUCAAAUCAAAAUAGUAAAUUUAUUACAUCUUUGUUGCUGUCAUCCGCACAAAAGAGUGAGAUUCAUUUGAAGCCAGAGCAGCUGAAAAUCAUCCUAGACACCUUAUAUAUCUUAAGGUGUUGAAUAUUGAAUCCCUCAAACUUAGCUCGCUGCCAAAUGAUAAGCUUUUUUCUAAAUACCAUAGUAUCAAGUAUCUUGCAAUCACAGCUGAUAUCAGUUCCCUUCCCAAGUCAUUCGAAUAUCUUUCAUGUUUGGAGACUCUAGUGAUCAAAACCACAGAAAGGGCACUAAAAAUUAAUGAAGGCAUAUGGAACAUGGAAAAGCUAAGGCAUGUGCACACCAACACCUCUACGCAAUUACCCUCUCCUUCCGAAAAAGAGAUUUAUAGCGAUAAACAAACAGAUAUCCACACACUUUCUACAAUAUCACCAGGAAGUUGCACAAACGAGAUCUUCAACAAGACCCCAAAACUCCAAAAAUUAGGUGUUCGUGGGGAUUUAUCAGAACUUCUCGAGGAAAAGCAAAAUGUUUGCUUGUUCAACAAUGUUCAAAUGCUAGAAUGCCUCGAAAACUUGAAGCUUCAUGGCAACUCUGAGAAAGUAGAGUUGAAGGUCCCAAUGUCGGAUAAGUUUCCAAGAAGACUAAGAAAGUUGACCUUGUCUGGUACAUUGUUUCAAUGGAAUGACAUGAGUGUACUGGGAUUGUUGGAGAUACUCAAAGUGCUCAAGUUGGAUGACAAUGCAUUCUCAGGAGAACAUUGGGAUCUAAGCAGUGAUGUUAUUUUCAAAGGGCUUCAGUAUUUGCGCAUUGGUAAAAUGAACCUCAAAACAUGGACAGCUGUGGACUCAAAGAAAAGCUUUCCAGUUCUUGAAAGCCUGGUUCUCAGGAAUUGUAUUUCCCUACAAAAUAUUCCACAGGAUUUUGCUAAUGUGGACAGCCUUAAAGUGAUGGAACUGUUUGAGGUGAAGGUGUCUGAUUUUGCAAGAGAGAUUUGUGUGAAAAGGCAUGGCAAAACAAAUGUCAAAAUCAAUGGAUUCGACCUCUUCAUCACUCCUCUUCCGUCACAAGCAACAGUACAUAACCAAGCAUAUGGGAAUGAACAUGUCAACACUAGAGGAUUCCACCACCCCAGCACCUCUAUUCAGUCACAAGAAAUUGUAAAUAACCAAGCUACCCAAGCAUAUGGGGAUGAAAAUGUAACACCAGUGGAUUCGACCAACCCAGCACCUCUACUUCAUCACAAGAAAUUGUACAUAAGCAAUCAAACGGGGAGGAAAAUGUCAACACCAGUGGAUUCGACCACCCCAGCACCUCUACUCUGUCACAAGAAAUAGUUUGUGAUGAUGAUUAAUUGUUCAAUUCGGUCAGCUAUGUCAAUUGCUUUCUUGAAAUAAAAGAAUUAGAGUUGAUGCGUUUGUUUCUGUUGAUGUAAAGAAUGUGUGGAUGAGAAUUGAGAGUGGAUUGAGCUUGAUUGCCUCAGACAUGUGGUUCGAUGAAUUCCCAUUCAUGAGUGGCGUGCAAUCAUGUUGAAAGCCAAUUUAAGCUAAGUGUGUGUUAGUGAUUUCAUAUUGUUGAAUUGGGAGAUUAUUUUUGUAUUUCCAGUUUGUGAUUACUUUCGCAUGACUUUCAUAUGGUAUUUUGGUAUCGUAGUCAAGGAGUCAAGGUUAUUUAUCGUUUUUC
Molecule: messenger RNA, 1706 nt
Organism: Ipomoea triloba (trilobed morning glory)
Lineage: Eukaryota; Viridiplantae; Streptophyta; Magnoliopsida; Solanales; Convolvulaceae
Product: putative late blight resistance protein homolog R1A-3
Exons: 6
Coding region: 341-1360 (339 amino acids)
Biological process (GO): protein folding
Molecular function (GO): alpha-tubulin binding
Source: RefSeq, a predicted model, not a curated record